Haliotis rubra (blacklip abalone) is the source of this 1803-nucleotide messenger RNA. RefSeq names its product extensin-like. The transcript is spliced from 4 exons. The record is from RefSeq and is a predicted model, not a curated record. Bases 1 to 1803 code for a protein of 600 amino acids. Lineage: Eukaryota; Metazoa; Mollusca; Gastropoda; Lepetellida; Haliotidae.
AUGCUGAUAGGGGGAGGCUUGUUGCUGAAAGGGUACCAUUCGGAGGUUGUGUUGCUGGGAAGUUCCUCAUUUGUGACAAAAAGUUUCAAGGUUGAACUUCGACCUUCAGUUUUGAAAAUCAACACGCCCCCGAUGGUCAACCACACCUCCACUCUCACCCUCCCCACCUCCUAUCCCCAUGUUCCCCCAUUUCCCACCUUCACUCUCACCCCCUCCCCACCUCUAUCCCUCCAUCCCUGUUCUCAUUUCCACCUCCAAUCUCUCACCCUCCCCACCUCUAUCCCCAUCCCGUCCCCCAUUUCCACCUCUCCACUUCAUCCUCCCCACCUCGAUCCCCAUCCCCCCUCCCCCAUUUCCACCUCCCUCUCACACCCUCCCCCACCUCUAUCCCCCAUCCCACUCCCCCAUUUCCACCACCUCCCCUCUCAUCCCUCCCACCGCUAUCCCCAUCCCGGGCCCCCAUUUCCACCUCCCCUCACCCCUCCCCACCCUCUAUCCCCAUCCCGGUUCCCCAUUUCCACCUUCACUCUCACUCCCCCACCUCUAUCCCCUUACUUCCACCUCCUCAUUUCCAGUCUCCACCUAACCCCUCCCCCCCACCUCUAUCUCCAUCCCCUGCCUCCACUCCACCUCCACUCUCACCCCUCCCCCACCUCUAUCCCAUCCCGGCCCCCCAUUUCACUUCCACUCUCACUCCCUCCCCACCUCUAUCCCAUCCUGCCUCCCCAUUUCCACCUCCACUCUCAACCCUCCCACCUCUAUCCCCAUCCUGCUCCCCCAUUUCCACCUCCACUCUCACCCUCCCCAACUUUAUCCCCAUCCCACAUUUCCACCUCCACUCUCACUCUCCUCCCCAUCCCUGGUUCCCCUACUUCUAUCCUCCCAUCUCCCACCUCCACUCUCCCCACCUCUAUCCCCCCUCCAUUUCCACCCUAUCCCUCAUCCCCGUUCCCCUAUUUCCACCUCACCCCACUCUCACAUUUCCCCUCCCCCUCACCUCUAUCCCCAUCCCACUCCCUCAUUUCCACCUUUCUCUCUCACCCCUCCCCACCUCUAUCCCCAUCCCGGUUCCCCAUUUCCCACCUCCACUCUCAACCCUCCCCACCUCUAUCCCCAUCCCGGUUCCCCCAUUUCCACACCUUCACUCUCACCCCUCCCCCACCUCUAUCCCCAUCCCUGCCUCCCCAUUUCCACCUUCACUCUCACCCCUCCCCACCUCUAUCCCCAUCCUGCUCCCCCAUUUCCACCUCCACUCUCACCCCUCCCCACCUCUAUCCCCAUCCCUGCUCCCUCAUUUCCACCUCCACUCUCACCCCUCCCCACCUCUAUCCCCAUCACGCUCCCCCCCCAUUUCCCACUUCCACUCUCACCCCCUCCCCACCUCUAUCCCCAUCUCGCUCCCCCAUUUCCACCUUCACUCUCACCCCUCCCCACCUCUAUCCCCAUCACGCCUCCCCAUUUCCACUUCCACUCUCACCCCUCCCCACCUCUAUCCCCAUCCCCCUCCCUCAUUUCCACCUCCACUCCUCACCCCUCCCCACCUCUAUCCCCAUCCCGCUCCCUCAUUUCCACCUUCACUCUCACCCCCUCCCCACCUCUAUCCCCAUCCCGCUGCCCCCUCAUUUCCACCUUCACUCUCACCCCUCCCAUCUCUAUCCCCCAUCUCCUGCCUCCCCCAUUUCCACUUCCACUCUCACCCCUCCCUACCUCUAUCCCCAUCCCGCUCCCCCCAUUUCCACCUCCACUCUCACCCCUCCCCACCUCUAUCCCCACCAUGGAGACAAAGAAGAAUCGGUGCCAUGA